GAAUGUACUACUUUCCAACCUCGAUGUGUAAUAUACUAGUCAUUUUUAGGUGUGGAAAAAUGCCUAAUUUUUGCUCACUGUCAUAGUCUCUGACUUAAUUUCAGACACGACAGAAUCACAUUUAUUUGUUAGAAGUCUAAUUUUAAUAAUCGAAAUGACAGAUUACAUGCGCUAAUGGUCUCAAAUUGUCUUGUCUCAAUUACCUACACUGAAUAUGAAAAGAUAUUUUUUGCAGUCUAGAAUGAAAGCCAAAAUUUUGUUCGUUCAAGAAAAAUUUUCUUCGUUCAAGAAUUUUUUUUCUUAAACUAACAAAAUUUUGACUUUCUUUUGGAUGGCAGAAUAUAUUUUUACUACAUAUUCGCAAACAAAAUAUCUCGGACAAAAUAAUUGUACGACAAAAUAUAUCCGCGGACAAAAUAUCCUUAAGAAAAAUUUCAUUAUUAAGAAAUUGUAUUUUUUUUUUUCGAAAUUUCUCGAUUCGCGGGUAAUUUGUCGUGAGGACAUUUUGUCCGCGGGUAUUUUGUCUGAGGAUAUUUUGUUACGUAACCAGGUAUUUUUUGUUUCUGUGGACAGACAUUGAAAUUCGAAAUUUUAGUGUAAAGUAAUUACGAAAAAUAUAGUAGGCGUCACAGGAUAAAAUACGAUUUCAGAUUUCAUGUGAUGGCAGCCUUCGCCUUUGGUUCGGGCAAUCAACUUUACCUUCGUCUGAAACCAUAUUGUUUUAUUAUUUACUGAAAUAUUUUUAGAUAAAAAUAAAUAAUUUACUUGGACAUUGAUAAAAUAAUUAAGACUGUAAUAAAAUAUAAAAAUGAAGUCAGAAAGUAAUAAUGGGUACUUAAGGUCUAGUGUAAUAACCGAAGAGAGUGAAUUUUUGCCUUCAGCAGCUCGUGAAAUUCCACAUACUGGUGUGCCACUUCAGGUGACUUGUAGUACAAGAGGUAAUGCUGGAACAACCACUACAACAACGGUCAUUCACAGGCCGGCUAAUUCAUCGAGGAUGCCUGGAAUUACAAGAGCUACUUCAAUUACUCGGCGUCGUGGAGGACCUACUAAUCGUCAACAAUUACUCGCUGUUCUUGCUAUUACUCUUUUAGUAGGGAGUUUAUUUACUCUAAUACUAUUGGCUUUACAUCGUAGUCGCGAGUGUGCUAAAGAAACACGUCCCAACGUUUGUUUGACUGAAGAGUGCGUCAGGACGGCAUCAAGUUUACUUGCGGCAAUGGAUCCCACAGCGUCACCAUGUGUUGAUUUUUUUCAAUACGCAUGUGGAACAUGGAACCGCUUACACAUAAUACCCGAAGACAGAAGUUCUAUAAAUACUUUCGAAGUACUUUCAGAUCAAUUGAAAGUAAUAUUGAAACGAGUACUAGAAGAACCACCAAAUAGUCAUGAUAACAGUGCGACAUUGAAAGCUAAAACAUUCUACAAGUCCUGCAUGGACAUCCCUCAAAUACGGCAUAUUGGUGAUGCGCCGUUGAAAGAAACGUUAAAAAAACUCGGUGGAUGGCCAGUUGUUGAAGGAAAUAAUUGGAAACCGCCUCGAGAUUCGAUUGAAAUUUUACUUGGAAGUUUACGUGGUGAAUUUAAUGAAGGCGUUUUAGUUGAACAAUGGGUGGGACCUGAUGAUAAAAAUUCCUCGGCCAACAUCCUCCAGUUGGAUCAGAUGCAAUUGGCUUUGCCCAGCAGAGAUUACUAUUUAAAAUCCAAUAGUAAAUCUGAAUUACGUGCUUACCAUCGUUACAUGACAAAUGUAUCUGUUUUGCUUGGCGCAGAUCCUAAAAUAGCUGCUGAAGAAUUUGAAAGUGUUAUUUAUUUUGAAAAGCAAUUGGCAAAUGCGUCACUGCCAGAAGCAGAUAGACAUGACACAUCUGCAAUUUAUCGGAAAUUAACAUUACGUGAAUUACAACGUGAAGUACCUCAAUUAAAGUGGCGGGAUUAUCUACAGACAUUUUUAAGUACGUCAAUUACUGAAGAUGAACCGGUUGUUGUUUAUGCGAUGCCAUAUUUUAUUCAAAUGGGUCGAAUUAUUGAGAAAACUGACAAAAGGACAAUUCAUAAUUACAUUAUUUGGCGACUAGUAAUGUCGCUAAUGCCGCAUAUGAUUGAUGAUUACCAACAAAAACGGGUUGAGUUUCGUAAAAUACUUUUAGGAAUAUUGAGCGAAAGAAAUCGCUGGUCGCAAUGUGUCGAGUGGACGAAUAAAAAACUUGGGAUGGCUGUAGGUGCAUUAUUUAUUCGUGACAAUUUUAAUCACGAGAGUAAGGAGACUGCACUGGAGAUGAUUCACACUAUUCGCGAAGCAUUCAAUGAAUUGCUCGCCGAAAAUCACUGGAUGGAUGAUGAAACACGUGCCGUUGCUAAAAGUAAAGCUGAUUCGAUGAACGAAAGGAUCGGAUAUCCCGAAUUUUUGAAAGAUCCUGUUCAACUUUCUAAAGAAUAUAUUAUGCUUAAUAUAACAGAAGAUCGUUUUAUGGAAAAUGUUUUGGCCGUUUUGAAAUACGAUGCUCGUCAUAAUUUGGAAAAAUUACGUAAGCCGGUUGAUAAAGAUAAAUGGUCAACGGAACCAGCUGUUGUUAAUGCGUUUUAUAAUCCAAAUAAAAAUGAUAUUGUUUUUCCAGCGGGUAUACUUCAGCCGCUAUUUUACUCUCAACAUUUUCCAAAAUCAUUAAAUUACGGUGGUAUUGGAGUUGUAAUUGGCCAUGAGAUUACGCAUGGGUUUGAUGACAAAGGCCGCCAGUAUGACAAAGAUGGAAAUAUGAUGCAAUGGUGGAAUAAUUCAACUAUAAAAGCUUUUAGGGAAAGAGCCCAAUGUAUUAUUGACCAGUACUCACGUUAUAAACUAAAGGAUGUUAACUUGUAUGUUAAUGGAAGAAUGACACAGGGGGAAAAUAUUGCCGACAAUGGCGGACUAAAACAGUCAUUUCGGGCAUACAGAAAAUGGGUCGCUAGUUAUGGGGAAGAGCCCAUGCUUCCAGGAAUUAAUUUGACGCAUGAUCAAUUAUUUUUUCUUAAUUACGCACAAAUUUGGUGCGGAUCAAUGACACCAGAAGAUGCUUUAACUAAAAUACGUAGCAGUGUACACUCUCCUGGUCCUUUUAGAGUACUAGGUCCACUUUCAAACAGUAAAGAUUUUGCUAAAGCGUAUAAUUGUCCUCCAGGGUCACCCAUGAACCCGACGCAUAAGUGUAGCGUAUGGUAAUAUAAUUAAAUAAAUUUAAUAAAAUCUAUAUAUUAAGUAAAAAAAAAAAUAUCAACAUAUCAAAAAUUCAAGCUGGUGAUUAAAACGAGAGCUUAUGAAAAAUUGAACUAUUACUGGAAAAGGAACAAAAAAAAACGUAUAUGAACACUUAUACGGCUUUGUUUUGUUUAAUAUAUCUAACAUCGUUAUAGUUAUAUAAAUGAAUGGCUUUAAUCAUCGUUAAAUUAAAUAUUAAAAAAAUAAUGCGAUAAGAAAUUAAAUUAUGGUCCAAGAUCGCGUGCUUCAAUACACAAUCAUAAAAGAAAAAAAUUAUAUGGAUAUUAAACUUAAGAGGACGUUUUUUUCGUGUUACUAUCACACGAAAGUUCUCUAUAAAAAAAUUUCAAUUUAUAUAUAAUUUAAUUAUUUAUAUAUACAAUAUAAAUGUAUCAAAAAUUUUUUGAAAAAAAAAAACCAAUACAGAGUAUAUGUAUACGUGUUGAUAAAAAUAUAAAGAGGAUAUAUGUAUAAAUAUAUGAAAUAUG
Microplitis mediator is the source of this 3723-nucleotide messenger RNA. RefSeq names its product neprilysin-1-like. The transcript has 13 exons. The coding region runs from base 809 to 3199 and encodes 796 amino acids. Gene Ontology annotation, molecular function: metalloendopeptidase activity. NCBI's taxonomy places the organism in Eukaryota, Metazoa, Arthropoda, Insecta, Hymenoptera, Braconidae. Gene Ontology annotation, cellular component: plasma membrane. Gene Ontology annotation, biological process: protein processing. The record is from RefSeq and is a predicted model, not a curated record.